Sciurus carolinensis (gray squirrel) is the source of this 8117-nucleotide messenger RNA. RefSeq names its product ectonucleoside triphosphate diphosphohydrolase 4 (gene Entpd4). Gene Ontology annotation, biological process: nucleoside diphosphate catabolic process. The coding region runs from base 2120 to 3970 and encodes 616 amino acids. Gene Ontology annotation, cellular component: membrane. NCBI's taxonomy places the organism in Eukaryota, Metazoa, Chordata, Mammalia, Rodentia, Sciuridae. The transcript is spliced from 12 exons. The record is from RefSeq and is a predicted model, not a curated record. Gene Ontology annotation, molecular function: nucleoside diphosphate phosphatase activity.
GGCAGGUGGCUACCAUAUUGAGCCUCUCAGGACUAGGUCUUGAGGAGCCUUUUUUAAAUCCUAAGGAGUUAGGACUUUUUUCCCCAGUGAAAGAGAAGAAUUGGGGUGGGGAGUUCCUCUGUGUUUGGAAAGAUCAUGCUCGUGUAGAAGUGUUGGGCCUUGUUGAGUCCCAGAACCCUGAAACUUGACAUCUUACCAGCCCUUUCCUAGGGUCUGUGAUGGUGGCAACUCAGCAACCAAGCCGACCUAAAUCUUCGCCACCCCCCACCCAGAGAGCACUCAUUCUGGAGGGGAAGACACAUGAACAAGAGAAAUGCACACACACACACACACACAGGACAGGAUAAGAGUGGGCCCCACACUGGAAUCCCAGUUCCACAUUUUACUCACCGUAGGCAAGAUACUGAGCCUUUCUUUCUUGCCUUUAAAAUGUCACCAUUAAGCUGCCUACUAUGCUAUUAGGAGGACUCAGUAUUUGCAAAGCAUUUGGAGCAGGGGCUGGCACAUAAUAAGCAGCUGUGUAGGCACUUUAAUGAAGUAAAUGCUAAGGAGACAAACUGGAAAGGAGGUGGGUGGGAACUGGAUGGGCGCCAUCACUGCUUCCUGAGAAGACCGCACUGGAGUAAGACCUGAAGGGGUUGGAAAGUGAGCCAACCAGAGGGAGCAGCCAGGUCAGAGGCCAGAGAGCGCCUAGCAUUUGGAAGCCCCUCAGGGACACAACGUGGCUGGAAGGCAGUGGAAAGGGGAGAGCAGAGCAGGGGGCCAGAGCCUGUGGAGGACUCCGGAGGUCAGAGGAAGGCCUUUGACUUUAAGGGGGCCACAGGAGGAUUUUGAGUACAGGUGUAAUGAGAUCAGGCUCUGAGUGGAGGAGUGAGUGGUGAGCACCGCAGAGGAAGAAUCUGUGCCUGAGGGCGUGGGGGAGACAUGGCAAGUCUCCCAGGGAGGCAGAGGGAGAGGAGAGAGCACCUGAAACCGGAACCUAGCCUUGGGGAAGUGACCAAGAAAAGGAAGAGGUUUUAGAAAAGUGGAAGGAAUCCACAGGAAAUUGGAUCUGAAGUUGAAGUGGAGGCCAGGUCAGGCACCACUCUCUUUUCUUGAUUUGGGGAGGUUGGGGGACUUGAGAUGAGCUCUGCAGGGGAGGACAGGGUGGGGAUGGCAGUUUAGAAGUUCAGUUACAGAAAUGCUUCACGGUCUGUGCAGCUUCGGUGGUGGCGUCUUGGUGUUGCAGGUGUAUGUUGUAGCUCAGAAGAGCCGGUGGAGAAAGCGUCGUGUUAUCAGAUAAGUGCCGCGUAUUGAGGCUGAUCAGGAACAGUGAUAAGUUAGAAGGGAACGGACAGAACCUGGAGAGGGCCAGGGCAGACAGGAGUGGCAGAGCACCAGGAGAUUCAGGAGGGUCCGGAGCAGGAUUCAAGAGCUUCAAAGCAGACUAGAGAAGAUUGAAGUCUUGGGAGACCUGAAGGGGUAAACCAGUGCCCCAGAUCAAGAAAAGAAAGACUUGGAAACACCCGCUGGCUUCAGCAGCCUGGUAGGAGGACCUGGCUGGAAGCCGCUGGCCUCUUUGUGUAGUGUGGGGGCUGGAGGAGGAGCGAGAGUGUGCAAGGGUCUGAGAACCAAGUGUGGAAGAGCAGCUGUGCGGCACUUUGUAAUGAAAGGGAAGUGCAGUAGAUGUCUGGAAAAUGAAAGGUUAUUUCCAAUCCCAUUCACUCAUCAUUCUGCCUACCUCCUACCUCCCCAAAUUCCCCCUACAUUCUCUACAACAAGGCUUUAAGAUCUAUUUGAUAACCCAAUAUUUUGUGGUCCCAGAGAUCCUUAGGACUCCCUAGUGCCAAGACUGUUAUUGCCUCUUGAUUUAGUCCUACAUCCCCAACAGCAUGAAAUUAGAAGUAUGUUGCUCAAAAUAAACACUUCCAACCACUCAGCAUCAGGGUCACGGAUCAGAUUCUGUUGGGUGGAUUGAAGUGUGCACUUAAUGGAGAGCAUAGACGCUUCCUUUGAUGGCACCGCCUUUUUCUCAUUUCUGGAACAGAAGGGCGCUAACUCCGCGAGGACCCCAGCACUGUCUGUGUGUGUGUGAGCAGUGCCGACUCCCACAGCGUUGCCUCCUUGCUGGCCUUUCGGCAUGGGGAGGAUCGGCAUCUCCUGCCUUUUUCCUGCUUCUUGGCAUUUUAGCAUCUCUCCAGUAGGUUGUCCUCGAAUUCUGAAUACCAAUUUACGUCAAAUUAUUGUCCUUAGCAUCCUGGCUGCUUCUGUCUCACUUUUAUACUUUUCUGUCAUCAUAAUCCGAAAUAAGUAUGGGCGGCUAUCCAGAGACAAGAAACUUCAAAGGUACUUGGCGCGAGUCACAGACAUCGAAGCUACCGACACCAGUAAUCCCAAUGUGAACUACGGAAUCGUGGUGGACUGUGGUAGCAGUGGAUCUCGGAUCUUUGUGUAUUGCUGGCCCCGGCAUAAUGGCAAUCCUCGGGAUCUGCUGGAUAUCAGGCAAAUGAGGGAUAAAAACCGAAAGCCCGUGGUGAUGAAAAUUAAACCAGGCAUCUCAGAAUUUGCUACCUCUCCAGAGAAAGUCAGUGAUUACAUUUCACCACUUUUGAAGUUUGCUGCAGAGCAUGUGCCGCGGGCAAAACACAAAGAGACACCGCUCUACAUUCUCUGCACUGCUGGGAUGAGAGUCCUUCCUGAAAGCCAGCAGAAAGCCAUUCUGGAGGACCUCCUAACUGACAUCCCAGUGCACUUUGACUUCCUGUUCUCUGACUCACAUGCUGAAGUCAUUUCUGGGAAACAAGAAGGUGUAUAUGCAUGGAUCGGCAUUAAUUUCGUCCUUGGACGAUUUGAGCAUGUUGAAGAAGAUGAUGAGGCACUUGUGGAAGUGAGCAUUCCUGGUAGUGAGAACAGCAAGGCCAUCAUCCGGAAAAGAACAGCUGGCAUUCUUGACAUGGGAGGCGUGUCAACCCAGAUAGCGUAUGAAGUCCCCGAAACUGUAAGCUUUGCCUCCUCACAGCAGGAGGAAGUAGCUAAAAACUUGUUAGCCGAGUUUAACUUAGGAUGUGACGUUCACCAUACUGAGCAUGUGUAUCGUGUCUAUGUGGCCACAUUUCUUGGGUUUGGUGGCAAUGCUGCUCGACAGAGAUAUGAAGACAGAAUAUUUGCCAACACAGUUCAAAAGAACAGGCUUCUUGGUAAACAGACUGGUCUGACUCCUGAUGCUCCAUAUCUGGACCCCUGCUUGCCCCUUGACAUUAAAGAUGAAAUCCAGCAAAAUGGGCAGACGAUGUACCUACGGGGAACAGGCGACUUUGACCUAUGUCGAGAAAUCCUCCAGCCAUUCAUGAACAAAACCAAUGAGACGCAGACCUCCCUCAAUGGGGUCUACCAGCCCCCGAUUCACUUCCAGAACAGUGAAUUCUAUGGCUUUUCUGAAUUCUACUAUUGCACUGAAGAUGUGUUACGAAUGGGGGGAGACUACAAUGCUGCUAAAUUCACUAAAGCUGCAAAGGAUUAUUGUGCAACUAAGUGGUCCAUCUUGAGGGAUCGCUUUGACCGUGGACUCUAUGCCUCUCAUGCUGACCUCCAUCGGCUUAAGUAUCAGUGCUUCAAAUCAGCCUGGAUGUUUGAGGUGUUCCACGGGGGCUUCUCGUUUCCUGUUGGCUAUAAAAACCUAAAGACGGCCUUGCAGGUGUAUGACAAGGAAGUGCAGUGGACCCUGGGGGCCAUCCUUUAUAGGACCCGCUUUUUACCAUUGAGAGACAUCCAGCAAGAUGUCUUCCGGGCCAGUCACGCGCACUGGCGGGGCGUCUCCUUUGUCUACAACCACUACCUGUUCUCUGGCUGCUUCCUGGUGGUCCUGCUCUCCAUCCUCCUCUACCUGCUACGACUGCGCCGCAUCCACCGCCGCUCACCCCGCCACAGCUCGGCCGCGGCACUCUGGAUGGAGGAAGGCCUGCCCUCCCAGAAGGUUGCCGGCACCUUGUGAGCCCAGGCACACAGCCAUGCAAGACUCUCUACAGGAAAAGCCAUUUUUGCCUCAGGGUUUCUCCUCUGUGUUCUCAGAUGAUUUUCUUUUUCCUCUCCCUUUUUGUUCUUUAAAACAAAAUCCAUUGUGUGUCAGCCCUGCUGUCUAGAAGCAUUGCCUUUAGCCGUUUUGAAUACAGCUUUAACUGAGGGUGGAGAAAAGGGAAACUCACCUGAUUUUUGCUGCAUAGGGUGUCUGCCAAAACUUGUUGAGAUUUGUGGGUUUUCUUAAAGGUAUGUUAAAUUUUCAACAAAUGCACUUUGACGUUGGAGGGAAGUGGGAAAGAUGCUUUCUGUCAGUCAGUGGAGAUAUGACUGAAGAGUGACACUUGUACAGAACCCAGAAGGCAAAUGAUAGCCCUCUGAUUUUUUGAAAGCUCCAACCUGAAGAGGGGUGAGAUUUAUUUUUUAUUCAUUGUUCAGGUCUGCCACGGUGCGUUUUCUUUGCAGGUUUAAAAAUGCAAAACCAUUCAUGUCCAAAAUAGAUAAAAAAUAAGCACCAGGAGGAAACCAUUUAUAAAGCUGACAGUGAAAGAUGUGCACUGUAGACAAGAGUGUUGUGUGUGAACGCUGGGUCCCUGAGAGAGGGACUGUGGGGCCCGCUUCUGCGGGGACACACGCCUCUGCACUGGCUGCUUCCUGGCAGUUGAUCAGGAAGUGCCCCCUUGCUGUUUCCUCUUCCUGACUGUAGGUAACUGUGUACGUCAUCCCACCUUUCAGCAUCCUUAGAACACUUUAGUUUUGACAGAAUUGGAGAAUUCAUAAAAUUUCACUGAUUUUAAUUAAGCUUCAUUAGAACGAGAGCUGGUGUCUAUCUCGGUGCAUCAGCAUCUCGUAGGGGUAUGUUUUUGCUUAUUUGUGCAGUUUCUUCCAACCUCAAGUUGGUCUUACCCUCUUCCCCCAUUAAAAGCUGUCUCAGCAGUUUUAUUUGGGAGACCCAUGCUUAGAGCUGCAACCGUGGUUGGCAUGCCAGAGUAAAUCCAGGCCAAGGAAAAAUCUGAAUUUAAUACAAGAAAUAAACUCACAUUUUGAAGAAAGCAAAUUUGACACUUUAAGCAAAAAUCUAAAAAUGACAACUGGAUUGGCAAAUGUAAGAUUGGCUGCCUUUUACCUAUUUUUUAGUUUAGAAAUUUUGGAAAUUCUCAUCGUUUUUUUAAGAAGUUCUUUUUGUGGGAGUGUGUGUUUGUACAUUUGUGGACCCUAAAACAGUUAAAUUAAUAUAAUUGGUAGCAGUUGUGUACUCUUGAGAACCAUUAGCUGUUUAUUAGAAAAUCAUUGAUUAAAGAAACAAUUCAAAUUCUGAAGCCCUGUUUAACCUAGAAAAAGAAGUUGGAGUUUAUUUUGUUUGAUUACUAAUAACAAGACAUACUACCUAUUGAUGUCUUAAAAGAUUACAAAUUUGUGAAAGAAAUGUGAAUUUUUUAUUCUCUUCAACGUGAAUAUUCUAACAAAGAAGGAAGUUAUUGCUGGAACGUUAGAGGAGGCAUAUAGGGUUACAGCAUCUGCAGUGCUGGCCACCAGCCACUUCAGUCCAGCGCAGUCGAGCCUUCCGUUAACACCCCAGGAGUACCCUGAGCUGUGCAGCUCUUUGAAUCUGUAGCCUGAGGACCCUGGUGGUGUCAGUGAGCAAGAGGAAGUGCAAUUACACUUUAACUUCUCGUUAAUGCCAGCCGGUUGGAAUAGCAGGGCCCUACCCUGUAGAAUUAAAUCUAUGGUGUGUGGUUUUUGCCUUUAAAUCAAGACAAGGAGAAGCUAGCACAGGAAUAGAUUUAUAUAAUCCUUCAUUAAAACUAAUCCCUUAAAUAGACACUGUUUAAACCUUGCAAUCCCAGCAACCUAGGAGGCUGAGGCAGGAGAAUUCCAAGUGUGAGGCCAGCCUGGGCAGCUGAGUGAGGCCCUGUCUUGCAGCAAAAGAAAAAUGGCAGAGUGUCUCCCGGGUUUAAUCCAGGGUUGCUAAAUAAAUAAAUAAGCAAUCAACCCCUCUUUAAAUAAAGAUGUCACGUUAGUCCAACUCUGCAUUUUGGGGGACAGAAUAGACACACAGAAGAGCCCUGAUUUCACCCACUCAAAAGAACCUACCUCAUUCUCCAAAGCAAGUCCCCAGAGGAGGGCUCCACAGUCCGCACUACCUGUACCUGGUAGGCAUCCACGCUCCUCCCACAGCCCCCUGGAGCAGCUAGGCAAACUUGCCAGUCCAGAAGACCCUGGAGCUAAGUUGGUUUUUCAGUUUUUAAAGAGGUAUUAAAAACAAAAAAAGUUGAAAAAUACACAGUAGAAACUAUAUGUGACCUAAAAUAGUUGCUAAAUGACCUCUUACGGGAAAAGUUUGCUGGCCACAUUAGCUUGCAAUCACGGCUACAAAUACCUUAGUUAAUCAGCUUAUACAGAGAAAAGAUGUUUUUGGCUCACAGUUCUUCAGAGACUUCAGUCUCUGAUUGGCUGAUUCUGUUGCAUUGGCCCUAUGUGGAGCAGCAUGUUGCACAUUAUGGUGGAGCAAAAUCUGUCUGCUGACUUCCAACCUGGAGCAAAAGAAAGAGGAAGAGGAGGGGCAGGGGCCCAAGGACACACCCCCAGUAACCAGAAGACCUCCCCCGGGGUCUGCCUUUCAAGAUUGCAUUCCCCAAUAGUGCCAAAGUGGAGACGAAACCUUUAACACUAGCUGUGGCCCUGUGGAGCAAUCUCAUUCUAGAAAGGAAAUAGGCAGCUACCUUUGCAGACAAAAAAGAUGGGCAAAAGAAGUGACCAAGUUUCAACCUUAAAAUACUUGCUUAUAGAAGUUCACUUCUUAUCUUUGCUUCUUAGCUUAUUUUCAAGAUAAGUUUCCUACCAAAUGAGGAAAUCUGCCCUACCCCCAGUUUUUAAAAUAGUGCUGUUCAAGGGAGCUCAGUAUGUUGUGUUGAGAUAACUGCAUCAGAGUCCAGAGUCUUGAGUAGUUUCUUACGGCGAUGUGUAUCAUGGAAGGGAAGAUGGCCACACACUUCCUCUAAGUGAUGCAGGGAUGGGUUAGAGACCAGCAGAGGAGAAGCUUCAGGAGGAGGAGGGCUCCUCUCAGCUCAGGGCUGACCAGGAAGGCAGUGAACUGUACACUUGCAGUAGAAAGCAAAAGAAAUCGAGCUGGGGACUUGCUAAAAGCUUUGUCAAAGCAUCAGAUUCUGUGUUAAAUCUUAGUAGAAAGUCUCCCCAGUAAAAGCUCAUGUUCCAUUAGCCGUAUCAUGUGCUUCUCUUUUUUUGUGCCUCCAAGGAAACAUUCUCACAGACUUCACAAUCCAUUUAAGGACAUCACAGGAAAAGACUCACAUGGAUUUGCACCGGUUAUUUUUGCACAUUUCCCCUCCCCCCAAACUGCUGGCUUUAGUCAGUGCUUACCAGCUCCAGGGGCACAGGACAAAGAUGCUGCUCAUGGCUUAAGGCCAGUGUCCUGAGGGCUCUAAGGACCCUCAAAGCUGAGGUCACUCUCGCCCCUGUCAUCCACACCUCUGCACUCUAGCAUAGCAAACGCUUGAUGAACAGAUAAUUAAAUUUUAAACUCAGGCCUACAUAGUUUUCCUUAUAAGGAGCAUGUAUCACUUAGCAAGAAACUGAAAAAGGCAAAUGUGGUUUUCCAAGCUUUAAAAGAAAAACCAGCUUUAGAAAUCUGUGUGGUAAUGUGCAAUACAGCAAAACUACCUUCGAGUAAUUUAUUUAUUUAUUUCAAUGUUUUGUUUUUUAUGAUAUCGAGUUUCCCUUUCAAAAGUGAAUGAUGUGACCAGACUAGGAGAAUUCUUUGUUCUCUUACCAAAAAUCCUACCUUUAUAGUUAGGAAUGACAAGAACUAGGGAAACCUCUUGAAAUGUCUGUUUAAGUGAGGUUUUCCAUUCAGAGUGAGACCGGGUCCUGGGAGGGGUCAGGGUGUCAGAUCACGUUCUGCGUUUGGUAGCCUUGUCCCACUUGCACAUGGAGGGGUGUUGAUGAUCAAUAAAGUGAAGGUUCGCCCAACAGCCUGUAGGCUGUGUGUGCUUGCUUCUUGUGAUUGAAAUAGAUUUCCCUCUGAUAUUUGAAUUUUUUAACUUGUUAGAAUGAUUGAUCAUAUUUGAGUCUAAGUUCAGUAAAAUAAAUUCAAUCUGACUACA